This is a messenger RNA of Esox lucius (northern pike), 3846 nucleotides long. It is a transcript of the gene tmem181, whose product is annotated as transmembrane protein 181. The record is from RefSeq and is a predicted model, not a curated record. Gene Ontology annotation, molecular function: toxic substance binding. The transcript has 17 exons. Bases 157 to 1731 code for a protein of 524 amino acids. Lineage: Eukaryota; Metazoa; Chordata; Actinopteri; Esociformes; Esocidae.
UUUAGUGUUUUACUUCAGACCUGCACAAACGAAAUAGCUUUGUGUGCAGUUUCAAUUAAACGAGGGAAUACAAAAGAGAGACACCGACGUUGCUUUGUAAAGGCAGCGGAUUAUUUUUCCAUCGCCAUUUUCUGGCAUCUGACAGACACCGGUACGAUGGACACCGACUACUCCGGCUUUGAAAACCCUCUCUUCAGCGAUCUAAAAUAUUUCUGUAAGAAAAUACAGGAGGCUUAUAACGAAUUAAAGGAAGAUUUGACACCUUACCGCGAAGACCGGUUUUACAGGCUUGCCCCUAUGCGGCUCUACACACUCUCCAAAAGACACUUUGUUUUGGUUUUUGUGGUGUUCUUGAUCUGCUUUAGCCUCACAGUCUUUAUUGGUAUAGCAGGUCCCAAAAUCCUUUCAGAGACUAAAUACAGUGGAGAUAAACUGCUGGCUAAAAAUCAUGACAUAAAGACUGGGCCCUUCAUCCUGAAGUCCCCGCCCCUCUCCACUUACAACCAACAGCUGUGGCUUACCUGUGUGAUGCAAGUGGAGCACAGUAAUGUGGUGGAUUUUAGGCAGUUCUUUGAGAUCAACGUAGAGCUGAAGGGAGUGUUGCAGGAUGCCAGCGUCAUGCACGUGAGAAACAAUGUGCACCAGAAAUCCCGAACACUGCACUGUGGCAAUAAGUGUGAUGAGAUUAUUGUGGUGCACCUGGGUUAUCUAAACUACACACUGUACCAAGUCAAUGUAACCUUCAAAGGACUGGAGAACAUCACCUAUGAGGUCAACGUAAAUUUCAUGUGGAAGAUGUAUAAUCCCUCAUUCUCUCAGGUGGAGAUUUGGUUCCGCUUCGUCUUUGUGGUGUUAACCUUCGUGGUGACGUGCAUGUUUGCUCACUCUCUGAGGAAGUUCUCCAUGAGGGAUUGGGGUAUUGAGCAGAAGUGGAUGUCAAUUUUGCUGCCUCUCUUGCUGCUUUAUAAUGAUCCGUUUUUCCCGCUCUCAUUCCUGGUGAACAGCUGGUUUCCGGGUACUCUGGAUGCAUUCUUCCAGGCCCUCUUCCUGUGUUCGCUUCUGCUCUUCUGGCUCUGCGUCUACCACGGCAUCCGGGUUCAGGGUGAGAGGAAGUGCCUGACAUUUUACUUGCCCAAGCUGGUGGUUGUUGGCUUCCUAUGGCUCUCAGCAGUGACCUUGGGGAUAUGGCAAACGGUCAAUGAACUAAAGGACCCUACUUAUCAGUAUAAAGUAGACAUCGCCAACUUCCAGGGCAUGAAGAUCUUCUUCCUGGUGGUAGUGACCCUGUACAUCCUAUAUCUCAUCUUCCUCAUUGUCCGAGCCUGUUCUGAGCUCAAGAACAUGCCUUAUACAGAUCUCCGGCUGAAGUUUCUGACCACGCUGACAUUUGUCGUACUGAUAAUAAGUAUGGUGAUACUUUACCUGAGGUUUGGCUCCAAGGCUUUGCAAGACAACUUUGUGGCUGAGUUGUCAACCCAUUACCAGAACUCAGCUGAAUUUUUAUCUUUCUAUGGAUUACUCAACUUUUAUUUGUACACGUUAGCAUUUGUGUAUUCACCCUCAAGAAAUGCCCUCUAUGACUCCCAGUUGAAGGAUAAUCCUGCAUUCUCCAUGCUCAAUGACUCGGAUGAUGAAGUCAUAUAUGGGAGUGACUAUGAAGAGAUGCCAUUGCAAAAUGGCCGGGCCAUCAAAGCAACAGCCAAGUACCAGGGGGAGAGCGAGAGCGACUGAACCUUAACCGAAGUAGUGUCACUCACUGCCCUGUGAUCUAGGUGGAAUCAUUGGAUAGAAUAUACACUGAGUUAAGCACCAUUUGUAAAUAAGGAACGUUUGCAUUAAUAAUGCAAAUAGAAUCAUACUGUAACUGUGCAUAAAUAUAUUUUUAAACAGAAAAACUGAAAUUGCAUAUUCUGAAUGUAAAUUGAAACAAAUGAAAGGUAUGCAGGUGUGGGCAGACAUUUUUGUUUUUGUCAUUUCAUACUUUAACUCACUGAGCACAUUAGAGGGAUUUCAAAUAGCCACAUCAAAACAAUGAUUCUGUUCUGAAACAUUUCUUCAUGUAAGGGUGAAAAGUAAAAGGGAAGUGUGCCAAUAUUGAUCAUAGGAUUUAUUUAUACAGAAAUAGAAUGUAAUUUUUAUUAAUGAUAAACCACUACAGCAUAUUUUUCAAUUUUUUGGGGUUUGUUUGAAUGGUUGUAAAAGCAGUGGACAGACAGAAUUUACUAUUUUUGUUUAGUUUUUUUUACAUCCAGAGUACGAACCAGACACAUGCAUCUUGCACAUGCACGCAUCAUUCAACAUACUAAUACCCAUAGCUGUGAGGAAUAAUUACCCAACAACCCUCUGAUUUGUUUUACCUAGUAGUGAAAGGCUGAACUGGAGAAGUUGUAGGUAUCAGUUGUACCAAUCCUUUCUUUGCCAAUCCAUUCCUUUGUGAAGAAAAUAUGAUUGCACUCCUAGUGUCAGAAUUUUUUAUUUUUUUUGCUGAACAAUUAUGGCACUUGAUACCGUAUUGUUAUUACUUACAGUUUACAGGUUUUUGUUUCCUAGUUUUCACAUUCCUGAAGCAAUUAAUUAGAGGAAUUUUACCUUUCUACUUGUUUUCAACAUGUUGGUUCCUCUGCUUGGAAGUUGUGGUUUUGUGAUGUUGAUUUCAUGUGAUUUGGAAAUAUCUUUUCCCAUGGAUUCUUUUGUUAGGGGUGGCUAAAGUUUCUUCACUCAAAAAGAAAAGGUUCUUGGAGGGUUGGUUGGGGGUUCUUCACACAAACUGUGGGGAACCUCAAUAAGUUUUCCAAGAACCAGUUUUUAAAUGGUAAUAACCUUUUGGGGUAGAUAGGUUGUUCAUAUGGUGCUUUGAGUAGUUCUUUACAAUACCCUUGCCUUUUUUCCAUGAAGAACUUAAUAGGAGUUUCCCCACAGUUUAAAAGUAAAGGAUACUCCAAGAAACUUUUCUUUUUAGAGUUUUAUGAAGUUAAAGACCUAAUCGAUUAAUUUUUCAUGACUUCAUUCAGGUAAAAAACAAUUAAAUUUUCCUUUAAUACUUUAGAUUUUGAUUGUAAUGUAAAAUGUGACUUGUGAAACAUUGAAUUAAUUAUUUCUAACAGCAUAUUUAUGCAAUAUUACCAAAUAACAUUAUUGCUCAUUGUUUACUUUGAUUUCAGUUCUGUACUCAAUACCCUGAUGCAGUUAAGUUUCGAAGACAGGCACAUCACUAACAAAUUGUUGUUUUCUGUCUAAACCAAAUUGAUGAUCUGAGGUGCAUUCAGUUUGCUUGAACAAUUGCUACGUUCCAGAACAAUUAGUAAUUAACUGAACUUUUGCACCAAACAUUAUUUUAAGGCACACUUACAGUUUGGUCAAUGUGGUUUGAAGAAAUGAGUGACGGACAGUAUUUAAUUGGUCAUACCCACAAUCCCAACCCUCCCCUAUUUCAAACUGGUUGCUCGGAACAUCACUGUUUCUGUUCCUUUUCAGAAUGCAUAUGCUAACUGAACACAGCUCUGUUUCUUUUAAAGACAAAAUAUCAAAUACUGAUUCUCUAGAAAUGUAUUGAAAUAAAGAUUGUGCCUUUUUUUUCACUUUGUACUUUUAAGGUCAGGGGUCUCCUCCAAAACUGACCGAAGUCUUAAAGAACACUUGUUCGGGGAUGUGAAUGUUUGUGAUGGAGAUUCUUUACAUAGCAAUGUUUUUUUGGGAAGUAUUUAUUUUAAAGUUUGAGUAAUAAACAUGAUUUUGUGGUGGGGACUGUUUCUUUAGACUAAAUUAGUAAAGCAUCCCUAUUUUCAAGGACUGAGCAGCACUUUGUAAAUACUGUAUCAUGUAAAUAAAGCACUUAUGUAUUGGCAA